AUGAGGAAAGCACAAAGGCAACAACGAAACGUCAUUUCUACUCCCCUUAAUAAUAAACACCACACAUCACACACACAUAUAAAAGAGACAACCACACAGAAGAAGAUGUUAUCCCCCAUGAUUUUAUCGUCUAAUGUUACCACCACUCGCGUGGCGUCCUUCAGAUCCUGCUCUUCUUCUUCUUCUUCUUCUUCUUCUUCUUCCAGCGGUAAAAAAAUGCUCCAAUCAUCAUCAUCAUCGACGUCGAUGAAAAGAACAUCAACAACAACAACAAACUUUAAUAAAAGGUUGACAGAACAGAAAAGAGGGAGAAGAUCUGCGAUGAUAAUCAAGAGCGGCAACGGCGACGAUACGCUGAAAAACUUGGAGUCUCUGUUACCAGAGGACGAUUCCGAACGGUUGCAAAAGGAAAGAGAAAGAGAAGCGGAAGAAAAAUACAAGGAAAAACAGGAACAGAAAAGAUUAGCGGAGGAUUUGGCGAGCGCGAUUAAGAACCAAGAGAAAAAUAAGAAGAACACGUUCACGAUGGGUGACGACGGGGAGUACGAUUUUGCGCAGAAAUCUAUCGCCGCGUUGUGCUACAUGUUACCUCUGCUGGACUCGUUGAAGUAUUCAAAAUUUCUGUUGAUUCAGUUCCCGCUCGCGUCGUUGGCGUUGUUACCGCUGAAGCCGCUGAUUGAGUUAUGGUUCGCGCUUGGGUUCUUACAAAUUGCCGUAUUUUUUGGCAUGUAUUUGGGCGUAAUACAAAACCAGAACAUGUCAAGAUUUGUGAGGUUUAACGCGCAACAGGCGAUUUUGUUGGAUAUUUUGUUGAUUCUUCCGGACGUGUUGACACGAUUGUUCGCCGGGAUGGACGGGCAAGGACCAACCGGAGGAAUAGGUCUCCAGGCGGAAGUGAUUAUGUUCAACUCAGUGUUUUUGUAUACCUACAUCUCUUGCCUCGUAGGUUCUGUAUCCGCGACGUCGGGUAAAACGGUCAAGUUGCCGCUCAUCGGGGACGCGUCGGACUCGCAAACGAGAUAA
This is a messenger RNA of Bathycoccus prasinos, 1023 nucleotides long. RefSeq lists its product with no specific name. The record is from RefSeq and is a predicted model, not a curated record. The transcript has a single exon. The coding region runs from base 1 to 1023 and encodes 340 amino acids. NCBI's taxonomy places the organism in Eukaryota, Viridiplantae, Chlorophyta, Mamiellophyceae, Mamiellales, Bathycoccaceae.